Messenger RNA from Histoplasma mississippiense, 1569 nucleotides. RefSeq lists its product as hypothetical. Gene Ontology annotation, molecular function: dolichyl pyrophosphate Glc1Man9GlcNAc2 alpha-1,3-glucosyltransferase activity. The transcript is spliced from 6 exons. The record is from RefSeq and is a predicted model, not a curated record. Bases 1 to 1569 code for a protein of 522 amino acids. Gene Ontology annotation, biological process: protein N-linked glycosylation. Lineage: Eukaryota; Fungi; Ascomycota; Eurotiomycetes; Onygenales; Ajellomycetaceae. Gene Ontology annotation, cellular component: endoplasmic reticulum membrane.
AUGGCUAACUUUUACCCCUCGCUGGCGCAAUGCGCCAUUGUUGCUACCGCGUUCAAGGUCACCCUUUUUCCUGCGUAUAAGUCCACUGAUUUUGAAGUCCACCGUAAUUGGCUGGCGAUCACCCACUCUCUCCCUGUGGACAAGUGGUACUACGAGAAAACUUCCGAAUGGACACUCGACUACCCACCGUUUUUCGGUGUGCUGGAGUGGCUGCUCUCGCAAGUGGCCGUCCUUGUUGAUCCGGCGAUGCUGAAACUGGACAAUCUCAACUAUGAGUCCUGGCAGACGGUUUAUUUCCAGAGAUGCUCUGUCAUUGCGCUGGAGUUUGUUCUUGUAUAUGCACUUCAUCGAUAUAUCCAAUCGGUGGAAGUUGGGAGCAAACGGCUCGCGCAUGCAGCCGCGCUCUCCAUCCUCCUAUCCCCCGGUCUUCUCAUCAUCGACCACAUCCAUUUCCAAUACAACGGAUUCCUCUACGGGCUUCUGAUCCUCUCGCUCGUCCUGGCCCGCAAGCAAUCCACCCUCCUCUACAGCGGGAUCACAUUUGCCAUCCUCCUCUGCCUGAAACAUAUCUACCUCUAUCUCUCACUGGCAUAUUUCGUCUAUCUCCUCCGGGUCUACUGCCUGCACCCCAGGUCGCCAUCGAUCUUCCGUCCCAGAUUCGGCAACAUUUUCAAGCUGGGCGUCGGGGUGUUGGGCGUCUUUGGCGCUGCGUUUGGACCCUUUUUCUACUGGGGCCAGAUGGGCCAGCUGAAGGCCCGCCUGUUUCCGUUCUCGCGUGGGCUGUGCCAUGCGUAUUGGGCGCCGAAUGUAUUUCGUGUUUUUGUUUUUGUUUUAUAUUGUCCAUGCGCCUGGAUCACGGAAGGAACCAAGAAUCUAACAAACAAACUCCGAUCUCAUAACCCAGUCGCACCACAUCUUGGCCUCAAAGUUGAUUCGAGUGCGUUGGGAAGCGUCACCAGGGGGCUUGUGGGAGACACAUCCUUCGCCGUGCUCCCCGAAGUGACCAAAGAACACACCUUCACCCUGACCCUCCUCUUCCAACUUCUCUGCCUCGCCAAGCUCUGGCUCCAGCCAGACUGGGACACCUUCCUCGGCGCCGUGACGCUCUGCGGCUACGCGGCGUUCCUCUUCGGCUGGCACGUGCACGAGAAGGCGAUCCUGCUCGUGCUUAUCCCCUUCAGCCUGCUGGCGCUCCGGGACCGGCGCUUCUUCAGCGCCUUCCGCCCGCUCGCGGUGGCGGGCCACGUGUCGCUGUUCCCGCUGCUCUUCACGGCCGCCGAGUCCCCGCUCAAGAUCGUCUACACGGUGUUCUGGCUGGUGCUGGUGCUGUCUGCGUUCGAGCGGCUGGCGCCGGCGCCGGUGCGGCCGCGCGUGUUCCUGCUGGAUCGGUUCUCGAUCCUGUACGACAGCGUGGCGAUCCCGCUGGUCGUGUACUGCUCGUUUGUGCAUGGGGUGGUGUUUGGCGGGGGGCGGUAUGAGUUUUUGCCGCUGAUGUUUACGAGUUCGUAUGCGGCGCUGGGGGUGGUGGGGAGCUGGGUGGGGUUUAUGGUUGUUUAUUUUACUGCGUAG